Molecule: messenger RNA, 16569 nt
Organism: Leptopilina boulardi
Lineage: Eukaryota; Metazoa; Arthropoda; Insecta; Hymenoptera; Figitidae
Gene: Bruce
Product: baculoviral IAP repeat-containing protein 6
Exons: 36
Coding region: 105-14768 (4887 amino acids)
Biological process (GO): apoptotic process; negative regulation of apoptotic process; regulation of cytokinesis
Cellular component (GO): nucleus
Molecular function (GO): ubiquitin conjugating enzyme activity; cysteine-type endopeptidase inhibitor activity
Source: RefSeq, a predicted model, not a curated record
GUUGUAUCUACUUAAAGAUGGCGGUGAUUGGUACGCCAUGUUUCUCGUGAUUUUCUCGCGUAUUAGAAAAUUUUUUUGAGAUCUUAAAUUUCGUAUGUGCAACAAUGGCCGAUGAUGAAACAUGGUUAUUGAAGGAAGACGGUUAUCUUAAUUUAGAUUGUGAGUGCAAAAAUAUAAUCUAUCAUCCGAAUUUAAAUGUGGUGCUGAUUACUACUGGGAAUGCGCAAGUGUGCGUUUUUGAUGUCAACUCAGGACUGAUUCUACAACGCAGCUUUCUGUCUGAUAAAUCAGGUGGAAAAUUGCGUGGUACAUAUUUGGCCGAUGGAAUCGACAAAAUAUUGUACACAGAUGGACGAGGAAUAGGCGUUAGAAGUGAUUACAAUGGAGUACUUUUAUUGGAUACAAUAUUACAAACUCCAGUGUCUCGUAGUGAAGAUAUUAUAAAAUUAGAACUACUUCUUUCGGAAGCUGUUUUACUCUAUCAAUGUCUACGAUGUAUAGAUCUACCGGGAGCAGAUCAUUUACAGGAGGUUCUUCAGGAAUUAUCCUCAAAAAUUCAUUCCGGACAUACGAGCCAAAAAAGGGGAAUCAAAGCACAAAAGUGGAACACAAUAUGUUUGGAAUUGCCACAUGGAGCUUUGAAACUCGUGUGCUCUGGACUAGUAAUGGAAUUGAAAAAACAAACGAGGCACAUUCCGGCAUUGCCGAUUGCCUCAGCAAUAAACGAAAGACUCAACGGCCUAAUGCCAAGUGUCAAUAUAGAAGGAAGACCUGUUGAUAGGGCUCUUAUGUUCAGUGAAGCUGCCCGGCGCGAUUCAUUUUCCAAAUGGCCACACAUGAAUUACAGAUGGGCAUUUCCCGAUCAAAUGGCACAAGCUGGCUUUUAUCAUCAGCCAAAUUCAACGGGCGAUGAUCGGGCAAUGUGCUUCACCUGCAACGUGUGUCUCGUCUGUUGGGAACCAACUGAUGAACCAUGGUCAGAACAUGAACGACAUACACCAACUUGUCCCUUUGUCAAAGGAGAAUACACACAAAAUGUACCCCUUUCAGUUACACUUGCAACGGCGCCCGCUCAUAUUUCCGAUGGCAGUGUCGAAAUAAUCGGCACAACAAAUGUUGCCGGUCUUGUUUCCACGGGUACAAAUAAUGGCCUCGUUAAUGUUUGGAAUGUACGCAAUCAGCUCAAGCGCGAGGCCUCUUUCUAUAUUGCAUUAAGCGAUCACGAGAGCAACAAUAAACAAACAAUGCAAUUUUUUGCAAUGUCAAUGGAAUCAGACAGUUAUGAUUCCGAAGCAACAACAAUGAAUUAUUACAAAUCAUCAGUAUCGCAUCGUAUUGAAUUGACAUCAUUGUCGAUAAUUGGUCCAUUAAAAUCAACAAUUGAAGAAACAAGCGAUAAUCUUACAACUAGCAUUCCAAUUAAAACACAACAACAACAACAACAUCAACCACAACAGCAACAAAUACCUUCAUUGGAAACACAAAUUAGGCCUUGUCUUAUAUCGGGAAUUCUUGUCAAUAAUCAUCGUCACAAUCAUCAAUCGCGUAAUCUUGAAAAUGUUUGGGCAUCAACGACAGAUUUAGCAUCAUCAUCAUCACUUGUACAAGCAAUGAAUAGUGUUAAUAGUGCAGCAAAUGAUCGACAAACAAUAAUUGAUAUUAUGAAAGUUGGAAGCGAUUCAACAGCGACUUAUCAACCAAAAAAAAUGCUCUAUUUGGUAUUAUGUGAUUUUCAUCAUAAAUCAGUAUUGCCAAUUGCAUUAAAAAAAGAUGAGGCUAAACAAACAAAAUCAAAGAAAACAUUAUCGGGCACCGGUACAAGUACAAGUUCAAAUGAUGGUAGACAGGAGAAUCUUUAUCAGGAAUUAUUUUUAAGUAAAUUUUUAUUAGAGGAUUUAGUUGAGGAUGUUGAUUCAGAAAUGCUUGUUGGUACACAUUUUGAUAAUAUUUUUCCCACAACACCAUUAACUGCAUCAUCAUCAAAUGGAAUUUGUCCCACACCACUUGUACCACCGCCUGGUUUUACAUUUGAUGCUAAUUUUAAUCCAAUUAAUAGUGGACAAGAAUUUACAAAUUCAGAAAAUAGUAGUGGUUGUUCAAAAAAAAUUCCCGAUGUUUCAAUAACAAAAUCAACAACAACAACAACAAUAACAAGAACAACAAAAAUGGAACCAAGUGUUAUACAAAGUAUAAGAAUUGAUGCACCGGAAAAUAUGAAAAUUAGUUUUAUCUCGGCAACAAAAGACGGACGACAUUUGUAUGUUGCAUUAUCGCCAAUUGAAAAAGAAUGUUCAACAACAACGACGACAACAACAACAAUUCGUAUGGAUAUUGAUGAGGAGAGUGAAUUUUUUCCACAAAAAAGUUUUAUGUAUUGGGAUCAUAAUGAAACGCAAAGUAGUGAAAGUUUAUUGUCAAAUGGUGAUGAUGAGAGGAGAAAUUUGGAAGUUAAUAAUGAUGAUGGUGGUGAGGAGGUGAAUGAGGAUAAUAAUGAUGAUAAUGGUAUUAAUAGUGAAAAGGCAAUAUUAUUGAUAUAUGCACUUGAUUUUACUGAUAAAGUUGUGAGAAUAAUACCUGAUCCAUUGGUACGUCAAGAAUUGCCAGCUGAUGAAACGCCAUUGGAACAUGUUUUAUUGCCAAUACAAGAGAAAAAUCGUAAUAAAGCUGUACAACGUGGUGAACCAUUUGGACGUAUUGCAUUAGUUUGUAAGGAUGGUGUUGUUCGUGUAUUGAAUUUAAAUAAUUUAAAAACUGUCGCACGAGUACGUUUAGAGGGACAGAAAUUUGUAUCAGCCGCCUAUUGUACAAGUUUAGAAAGAUUGUGCGCGUGUACAAGUAAUGGAGCGCUUCACUUUUUUGCAACGACGGAAGAAGAUGAAAUACCAGAAGAAAUGGAAGAAACUGAAGAUUUGAAAAUGAUCACUGAAAUUAGUUGCGUUAAUGAACGAACCGAACCGAGUACAUCAACGUCUUCCACUGUGUAUCAGGAACCGAUAAUAGCGCACAGGAAUAAUUUAAGUUAUGCCGAUUUAAAGACACUUUAUGAAUUAACAAAGUUUGAUAAACAUUCACCCGCUUAUAGAGCAAAUGUCCCGCCAUGUUGGAGUGAAAUGAUGCAAGCACAAAGACAACGACAUUAUCCACAACAUUUGCAUCAAGCUGAGGAUCAACAUCAUACGAGAACUUGGCGUUUACAAAAUGAUGCAUCAACAUGGGAUGAACAUAUUUUUGAAUUAACAUUACCAAGAACAGCGUCGGGUGUUGUUGGACAUGUUGAUGUGAAAUUUAAUUUACAUUCACCAUGUCCUGAAUUGCCGGCAAUUCAAGUGACAUUAUUGAAACAAAGUAUAUUUAGUAUUGGUCAUCAUAAAACGCCAAUAACAUCGGUUGAUGAAAGAAUUGAUUUUAGUCUUGGAUUAGAUCAAAAAGGUGAAAAUCCCGUUGUCACUGAGGAAUAUCAACGUCAACAUAAUACAGAAAUACUUUGUGGUCCAAUUAAUUUACAACGUUGUAUGGAUUUAUCUGAUCAUUCUGGUUGUGCAACAUUAACAAGUCCAAAAUUAUUUCGCGCUAAAUCAAAUUCAUCUUGUACAUUGUUGGUUCAUAUCAAGGCACUCGUCGAUCCAAUUAAAGAUGGAACAAGUUCAAAAUCAAGAAUGAAUGUGGAAUCAAAACCACCGACGUCGAAAAAAUUGAGAAUAGACGAAGCUGGACCAUUAUUGCCGGGCGCAAGUGUCGAGAGAUACGCGGCUAAUGCAUCGAAAAAAUUGAAUUCCUAUAUUGGUUGCGAUUGGAUUCAUGAAAUUUCAAUUAGCGUGAGAAAAGUUUUACCAACAAAUAUUCCACACGAGAGAAUACAACGUUGUGCAAUGUUGGAAUCAAAACAAUUUAUCAAUAAUCUUUUGUCAGUUGCGUGUCUACAGACUUCGGAUAAAUCAGCAAUUACACAAUCGAUUGCUCUCGAUAUUCUCAUUUGGGUAGUCGCAAUAAGAUUAACAAGACUGAGAACAUGUCAAAAUAGUGUCGAGACAAAAGCAAUGCAAUUGGAAACUGUACGCUGUGUCCAAGCGAAACUUUCAGCUUUAUUGAGAACAUGUCUUUUGUACGCUGGACGAAGUAUUUCACACAAAUGCAUAAAACUCAUCGUUUUGUGUAGCGAGGGUCUUCACAAUUUGGACGAUCCAUUGCCACAUUCAUUUGAAGAGGCUGUACUUACAAUUUGUGUAACAUUAUUGCCAUCAAUUGUCAAUGUACAAUGGUCGGGUUCAUUGCGUUGGUUUGCAAUUCUCAUAACGCGUCUAUUGCCACUUGAUCGUAAUCAUGCAAUAGCACAACAAUGUAUAACAUUAAUGCAACAAAUAUCAAUGGAAAUGUCAAAUCGUGUGAAUCCACAUCAUUUAUUGUUGGCAACAAGAUUUGGCCUUUAUAAUUCGCCAUUUGAAACUGAACUUUUUGACAUGGAUCCACCAGUGCCGCCAAAAUUCAGUUCAACACCAGUUACAUAUGCAAGUGCAGUUUCUGGUGAGCCAACAAUAACAUCAAUAACAACAACAACGUCAAGUCAUUCACAGGAUUCAAUUGAUUUACGUGAUCUUCUCACAUUACCGUCGCAUCAUUCAAGUGAGACUAUUGUGCCGAGUAAACUUUAUCUCAAAACAUUGAGCGCAAAUCACAGUAUGAAAGGAUUGCUCGAGGUCGAGCCACUGCAUUUUACGUGUCACGCCGCUUCGGACGGAACGAAAAUGGAGAAAAUCGACACUGGUGCAAAUAAUUUGGUGAAUAUGGCGCCAAUAAUUUACGACAGUCCACAUCCAGGAAGUGGUUUCAAUUCAGGACUUGGAAUCAAAAUAAUUCAACAUUCAUACAAUUUGGAUGAUGGCUCGCUUGGACCAGAUCUUCAGGCUAAGUUUACAACUCUCUAUGACAGUUUUAUAAAUCAUUGUAAAGCUGAAAUAACAAAGAAGCCAACGGUACAUCUAUCGCUGACACCUGACGAUCGGUCAAUAAGUGAUGAAGUUAGUAUGCCCGAUGAAGCUCAAUACUGGCACAUUCUUCAAAAUGAUAGCUCUCACGUGUUAGAUUCAACUAUUGCUAAAGAAAAAUCCUCGGGUGCAAAUAAUGUUGGUACCUCAACGAGCAAAAAUGAAGACAACUGUGCAAAAAAGAGAGACGAGGUCUAUUUUCCCUGGGGAAGAUUACUUUGUUGGCCACCACAGCAGGCGUUAGUUGUUGAAAGAAUGCAUUCGGGAGCAAGAAGAUUUGUUAUUCUUGAUUUUGGAUCGUCAGUUUUACUCACCGAUUUAAUGAUUCCAUCGUGUGUUGAUUUGGUGUCAUUGUCAAUUGAUAUUUGGAAUAAAAGCGAAGAAUUAGAUGGAACACGAUUGGCCGUUGCUGGUGAUAUUGGAUAUAAACCACUUGUGAUUAGUGAUCUUCAACCACCACCUGUUUGCCGAUACCUUAAGAUUACGAUGAUUGGUAGAUAUGGAAUGACAGUGACAAGAUGUAAAAUUCCAUUGGGAAUGUUUUACGGUCAUUUAGUUAUUUUGCCAGGAGAAGAUUAUUCUGAAUUAAAGGCAAGUCAAUCGAGUCUCAGUGGAAGUGAGGCAAAUAUGCAAGCGACAGUUGAAUCACAAUGUCAAAUUUUGUCAGCUUUGGCCGAAGAUGUUCAAUGCAGAUUCAGUCUGGCGACAGAAAAAUUGAAGAGCUUUUUGGAUCCUCUUCUUUGUACAGAAACACCAAAUGUCGUUCACAUGCAACAUUAUCUUUCGCAGAAUAAAAAUUCGUCGGAAAGCAAGGAACAACCAUCGGCAAAAAUUCUUGCUACAUAUCAGGAAUGCAUUAUGUUUCAACAUCAAUUAAAUGUCGUACGUGGAGUUUGGAGACGAUUAGAAUCGUGGCGAGGACCACGAAAUGUGCCCUCAAGUUCCUUGGCGAGUGCUUCCAGUGAUAAAUUAAGAAUACUUGGCGAAACAUUGUUAGACAUUUUAUUAUACACCGUUUAUGAAAUUGGACCCGUUCCAAGUGUUCCGGCAACAUUGUAUGAGGCAUUUACGCCGGGAAUUUGUGAGAAACUUUUUAAAUCAAUUUGUGUUGUGACACCGGCACCGCGUCUACAGCUUCACGCUGUUGCAUUGCUUGCAAGAAUGGCCGGACAUCAACCAUGGUGGGGAAAUUUCCUUGCGAACACACUCACAACACUAUUCACGGCUUCGUCAACACAUAUUUUCCCACAAGACAGGGUCUUCAUUUUACUAACAUUCCUUGGACGAAAAUCGCUGAUAACAGGCGCAAAUAAAUCAUCGGUUAUUGACGCGAUGGUCCGUACGCUUGGUAGACUACUGGCCCCAAUUUCCAAUCGGGAACAAUCCAAUUCAAAUCAACUGGACACAACACUCAUUAGUUGGGUCCUUCUCUUUCUCUCUGUAUGUUUAGACACUACCGCUUCACAUUCCCAAUAUCUCGAUGAUAAUCACGAGAAAAACAAAGAACAAGGACUUUCGUCACGAUGGGACUUUAUUCAUGGUGAAUCGUCAAUGCAACGAAAAUAUUCAAAAUCAAAUCGUUCGUCGAGUUGUACGAAUCAUAAGAGAAAAUUACAAAAACGAUUGAUGCAUCAUAAGCAACAAUUGCAGGAUUUUGAACAGGCAAAAAAGGCAUUUCAAGCGACUUCGCAGGCACGUUCGGCAUUAUCGUCGCAAGCAGCAACAUUGUCGAGUAAACUUGAGGCUGCAUUAAAAUCGCAAGAGCGAUUUUUUAAGAAAACAGCAAAACAACAUUCCGUGAAGCAUAUUAAGGAUUUAUUAUCAAUGAGCAAUGAACUUUAUUCAUCGCGAAGCUCACGAAUUCAGUCGCAUUCGAGUGGACGCAGAACGGAAAGUAAUGAACCGGAAGUUGAUUACAUGACAAAUCUAUCGCAUCAAAAUGUUUUGCCAGUUGCCCGAGGACUCGUUGCUUUAAUUAUAAAUAAUUCUUCAAAUAUGGACAUGUUUCUUCUAGCUUGCAAGGUAGUAGCGAGGCUUGUUAUUUCUACGAGGCCCGCAAUUAGUUUAGGCGAGCUUAUGACUGAGGAACAACUUUUGAAACUUGUAAAAUUAGCAACUGGAUCAUCGGACACAGCCUGGUCGAUUCACGCAGUUUCCUGUUUACUUCAAGAUCUUCUCGAAGGUGGAAGAUUGUAUCCACGUUUAACGAAUGCACAUAAAGCAAGUCCAUCGGAGGAAAUUUUCGAUCCACUUGGCGCUGAGGAAGCUCGAGGUGGUGGAAAUGAUGAAGCAGAACCGGCACCAGUUGCUGGCACUAGUAAUUCAUCGAGUACAUUGGGCGCCGAUGAAGGUUUUGCCGAUGGCGAUGACGAUACACAAGACAGUAUUGUUGUUAAUCCACCCAAUGCCUCAACAUCGAAAUCAAAUGGUUUUAGUCUUCCUUCACUUUUUGAGUCUGACGAUAGUGAACUUGAAAUUUAUUUAGACGAUAUUCUUGAACGUGGCAAGAGUAUUAUGAAAAAAGGCGGAACCAUACCGAAAUAUCCUUCGUCAUCAAGUUCCUGGAGUAAUUCUAGGAUUUCUCGUCCUAGGACUUUUGUAUCCUUGGCGGUGGAUGCACGAUUGGAAUAUGGAGUCGAAACUGCAGUUGAAAUUGCUUUAAGAAGACUUUCAACACUUGGCGCUUAUAAUUUACCUCUCAGUUUAAACGCCACGAUUAAUCCUCCGACGGAAACGACAAGAAAUUCACAAUCUGGCGUUGGCGGUAGUUCAAGACAAAAUCCAGGAUGGAACGAACGAAGUCAGGAGACGUGGAAUUCAAACGAUUCUGUACCAUCAAGUCUAAUGAUGCUUACACGUUGUUUUGAUAAAAUUUUCUCCGAAAUGUAUAUACAGAGAGAUGGAACGAGCUUUGAGCUUGUUUUACAACUUUGGUUAACAUUAAAUUUGGACGCAUCGACGGAAUUAAAUAAUUCAUCACAAUUUGAUACAUCAUUGACGCCUGUGAUUCCAUUGAGUUCGACGGCAAUUUCGGGCAUUAUUUCCGUACUCUCAUGGCAUUCGUGCGUCUCAUUGAGAGCAUGGUGUCAUGCCUUGCAAUGUUUAACAUUGGCAAGUAAUCAACCAUUGCAAACCGACGCGCCGGAAGCUGCAAAUUGUAGUACACCACUCGAUGGUCUUUUAGGUGGAAUGGCCGGUUGCAUUGUCAAGGAACGAAAUAUGGGACCAAUGCUCUUGAGACUUUUAUCAGGAAGUGGUCUCAAUGUUGACACAUCGGACAAACAAUAUGGAAUGGCUGGACCAAUUGUUUGUCAAGCGCUGCAAGAUUUUCUCGUACGCCUGGAACUUUGGUGCGAUGUAAUAACACCUGGCAGUACAUUGGGCAAUGCCCUCAAGGAAUUACUCCUUUGGCUUGUCUAUCAAUUGGUACAACCCGGUGGACCAUUGGCAGUGCGUCGUGGACCACUUGAUGCACAAUGUAAAUUAAUAACAUCGUUAUUGAAUUUAAAUUUUACACACACCGAUCUUGGAACUGCAAUGAGUAUCACGGAAUGUGUUAGUGAAUUGGUAUCGACCUAUGUUCGUGGCUAUGGAGUUGAGGCACAAUGUCGUGGUCUUGUUGAUUCGACAAAUCCAUCAAAUAAUUUUGGUGGCCUCUACGCUUGUGUUCUUGGCGGUGAUGCACGACAAAAUCGUCCCGCCUCGUGGGAUUCAUUGAUUGUUGCACUUAUUAAACUUGUUUGUCGUUUGGUGCAAACACCAUUGCCAAGUGUAAGAAGCAGUGUUGCUGCGGCGGCGGCUUCUUCUUCAUCGUCUUCAAUGACGGAAAUUAUGGAAUUAGGCGAAGCUGUGAAUCAACAGCGAAAUUGUGGUAAAAUGGAAGCGCAAUCUUCGUCAUCGUCACAAACUGAUGAGAGUAAAGUUGCUGAACAAACGUCGAUGAAAAUGCAGCAACAACAGCAACAGCAGCAGCAACAACAGAGUGGAACACCGAAACCGAGAGUACCUUGUGUUGCUGAUACGGUUUUACAGCAUGAGCCAACAAUGAUGAGAUUAUUGGGUGCACUUGGUCAUAGUACGGGAUCAUCUUUGGCUAUGUUACUCGGCGAUAGUUCCGCAAGUAAAGCGACAGCUGAUCUUGGUGAUCCGCCUUCAAUUCCCGAUGCGACAUUCCAAUUAUUAUCGACACUCACGAAAAAGGCGAGCAGUCCAACUUUGGUGUUGAAUCCUGUUAAUCAAUAUCUUGCAUCGUCAUGCGGAAAAUCAACACUAAGUCGACAACUUGGAAUGAUGCAACUCUCAGAGCCUCUUCUUUGGUAUAUUCUCCGCGUAUUGGACAAUGAAACAUCAUUGGCAAUAUUCACUGGAAUGGGAGGUGUUAAAGUACUUUGUGAAAAUCUCGUAAAAUCAAGUAAAGCAAACAAUGAAGGUGGUUAUGCGUCACCUGGUGUUAUUGCACUUGUUAUGCAACAUCUUUCAAAUACACCAAAUCUCAUUGCAUCAUCGUCAUCGUCGGCUUCUUCAUCGUCGUCAACGACAACAACAACAACAACAACAACGACAACAGGUGGUAAUAGUGGUUUAGUUAAUUUUGCACCACUUGGAACAAUUACUUGGGUUAAUUCAACGGCACAACCCGCUGAUGUUUUAAUACAAAGUCCAACGCCACAAAGAAGAACGCGAACUGCCGCUUGGACAUAUCAUUUUUAUCCCGAUGAGGCGUGGGUUGAUUUAACAAUAACAUUGAAAUGUGCAAUUUUACUUAAGGAAGUUGAAUUACAACCACAUGUCACAUCAUUGGCAACUUGUCCAUCGGCUGUUGCAUUGGAAAUUGCACGCGAGGCAAAUUCAGCAAUGACACCUGUUUGUCCACCAAUGUCAACGUCGGGAUUGACAUUUAUUAAAAUUACACUUUCGCAACCAAAAGUUGCAACCGCUGUUCUUGUGAGGCUGUAUAAACCAAAGGAUUCGGCUGAUAUUAGUUUGAGCAAUAUUCAAAUACUCGGAACAACAGCAUUUGGUGAUACAAAAUCAAUAGCCGAAUCAUUGGACGAGGAACAAUUGACAAAAAAAAGUUUAGGCUGGUUACGAUUGUUACAUCAAUGUUUAUCAGUUAGUGCAAUGAAUUCACGACUCGCCGAUGAAGUAUUAAAUUCAGCAGCUUCAGUCGAUGGUCUUGUUGAAUCAUGUUGUAAUCUUUUAUUAUUACCAGCACCAUCUUUAUUCACAUCAAAUCUUGAACGUGUUCUCUUUCAAUUGGGUUUACAUUCACGUGAAUUGGGAUUAUUAUUGAUUAAUUUAUUGCUCAAUAAUCGUUCGGCAACAUUAUUUCAAGCAUCAACAUCAACCCAAGAAACAUCAACUGUACAAAUGGUUAUUGAAUUAUUACAACAACUUUGUUGUUCACAAGAUGCACAUUGUGCAACGCGAAUGAUUGCCGUACUCGAGUGGCUUGAGGAAGUUGCACGAAAUUGUUCAAAUCAAACGCAAAAUCAAUAUUCAUCGCCACCAGCUGUUUAUAUACAUUGCAUUUCGUCCGUUAUUUGGAAAGUUUCAAAAUUGGAACCGCCAAAAUAUAAUUUAUCAAAUCUUCUAACGGACAAUUUAUUCGAUGCACUUUAUCAAUGGACAUUAAUAUUGGAUCCACAUUCAGCUUUAAAAGAAGCUGUUGAUUCAGUGCUUUGUGCAUUUUGUCACGUUCAAUCGAAUGCAUUUUUUAUGCUUUUUCAACGUUUACAAAUUUUCAUACCAGUCUAUUGUGAUGAUCAUCAUUUAUCAUCAUCAUCAUCAUCAUCAGCAGCAGCAGCAGCGGUAGAAGCUGCUGCUGCUUCAUCAUCAUCAUCAUCAUCAAUAUCGGAUGAUAAAAAAGAAACAGAAAUACAAACAGACGAUACAAAAAGUGGUAUUAAAACAUUAUUCACGGCAAAUUUAAUGCUCACUGAAAAUCGUUAUCUAAAUCUUACUGAGGGACAAUUAUUGACAAUUGCCGCUGUUUCGCGUUCACCAAUUAUUAUUGAAAAAUUAAUACAAGAGGGCCUACCUUCAUUUCUCAUUGAUAUUAUCACUGAAUUUUGUGUCAUUGAACAGGCGAAAUUUAAUCGUCAACAACAAUCGUCAAUUGUCAUUGAUGUGGGAAUGAAAAAUAAUAAUUGUGAAAAUGCCCGACUUACGGAUAAUGAUAAAGUUGCUGGCGAACAACAACAACAACAACAACAAAAUAAUCAUUCUGGUUUAUUGAUGACUGAACCGGAGAAUAUUGCCGUGAUAUUGGAAUUUUUAUCGCUUGUCUGUUCAGAGGGAAGAAUGCGCGAUUGGUUAGGUAAAGAGGGUAGUGAAUUUUGGUUACCAUUAUUAUCAUUAUUAAGUAAUCGACCAAUUGAAAAUCCUUCGAUAUCAUUGUCACGUAAUUCAAAGACAAGUCUUGCCUAUGGUACAUUAGAAAGUGGAAUGAUUAAAUUUUUAUCAAAAUGUUGUUGGUGUCAUCCGGCAAAUCAAAAAUUACUCGCUGAAUUAUUAACGGAUGUGAUAUUACAACAUCGAACACCGCCAAAUAUACGUUAUUUACAUGGAAUAUCGGGUUUCACAAGGCGUUUAAUUUUACAAUUAUUAUUGGAAGGUGAAAAAGUACUUGUCUCAGUGACAUCGGAAACGCCAAUGAAAAAUUCAAAUACAAUUGUUAAUUAUAAUAUGCCAGUGAUACCACCACAUCCGGCACAUCCAUUGGGACAUUAUCAUCAAUUACUUUAUAUGUCAACGCAAGCGACUGUUGCCGAUAUAUUGCAACAGGUAUUUGGUACUUGGCUUUUGAUUUUGUUGCCGAAUAAUAAGGGAAAUGAGGCGAGCACAAGCGGAAUGAAUCAUCCAAAAGAAUUCUGGGAAACUGACAUGUCCCUUGUUGCUGGUAGUUUAAGUGUAGCUGCCGGUAAUACAGCAAAAGAUAAACGUGCAAAAGAAGCAUCAAAUCGUUCACAAGCACGUGCUCCACAUCCAAUGUUACGAAAAUCACGUUUCACAACCGAUGCAAUACAAUCGUCAUCAUCGUCCUCAUCAUCGUCGGCUGCAUCAACAUCAAAAUCAUUGUCAAGUCUUGCCGCAGCUGCGACAAGUCAUACAAAUAUCACUAAUCAACAGUACCUGAUACACACAUCGCAUCCAAAUGUUCCCCUACCACCUGAAAUGACAAUCGCUCAGCUACUUUCAAUCACUGCCGAUUCUGGUGUUUCUCUAUCUGAUCCGUGUCUUCAUUUAAUUCUACGUCAACGAAAUAAGGAUACAAUAAAAGAAUUGGAUUUAACAAAAACAUCACCACUCUAUAAUCAUUCAUCGAGUAUUGAUUCGUCACUUGAAGUUUUUAGUUCGGGUGGUGGUCUUGCGGUGCUUGCAAAACAUUUACCAUUGGUUUAUCCCGAUUCAGGUAGGCCAAGUGCAAUUGUUGAAAAAUCACCAUCACCAGAACAAACUGAUGCCGAGUGGGUGAAAAUUGAACCAAAUGAAUAUGAAUAUGAUUUAGAAGAGGGCGGUGGACCAGUACAAGAGACUAAAAUAACGCCACCAACGCCAAAUGUUCCGCCACAUUCGCUUACGGCUUUUGGUUUGUUUUUGAGAUUACCUGGCUAUUCGGAGGUAUUGUUGAGGGAUAGAAAACGAGCGCAAUGUUUAUUGAGAUUGGCAUUGGGUGUGACUGACGAUGGUGAAGGUGGGGAAAUUUUAACGUCGCCUAUUGCAACAUCAUUGCCGACACUUCCAUUUCAGGUAUUAAAACAAUUACUCGAGGACACACCGCCAACAACAGACGAUGGUCUUCUCUUGCGAAGAACAAUAAUUGACGUUGGUGCUGUUUUAUUGCUUUUGAAUUGUUUUGCAAUUUUCACACAUCAAACAGGACCGCAAACAGGUGAAAUUGAAACACAAAAAUUGGGUGGCAAUGGAAAUGGACGUAGCGAUGAUAAAUCACAUCUCUAUUGGGCAAAAGGCACUGGUUUUGGUACAGGAUCAACGGCACAAAGUUGGAAUGUUGAACAGGCAUUAAUGCGACAACGUUCUGAAGAGGAGCAUGUCACUGUAUUAUUACAAGUACUUGCAAGUUACAUUGGUUGUUGUGAUCAACCACAAAAAGAAUUACCCGCACAAUUUCCCGAAUUAUUAUCAACAUCUUGUUUAAUACCAGCGCUCUCAUCAUAUUUACGUAAUGAUUCAGUAUUGGAUAUGGCAAGGCAUAUUCCAUUAUAUCGUGCUGUUUUACAAUUAUUGAGAGCAAUGGCAUUGUCAUGUCAAUUGGCACCAUUAUUAUUGCCAUCGUCAUCUUCGUUUUCAUCGUUGAAUGGCGAUAAAACAACAACAACAAUAUCGUCUUCGGAUCCAUCGAUUGUUUCAUUAUUAUCGAGUAUGAGAGUUUGUGUUGAUACUUAUAUGAAUAAAAUUAAUAGAACGAGGGGUAGUAAAAAGAAUUCAACAACGAAAUAUCCUGAACAACAGCAGCAGCAGCAACAACAACAACAACAACAACAACAUUCAUCGGAAGAUGAUGAGGGUUUAGCGACACUUAUUUCUGAUAUUCAAGAGAGUAGCACUGUUGUUGAGAAUGCAACAGCGAGAUUAAUGGGAAUUAAUGACGAGAGAGCUGGACCAAGUCCAUCGGCACCUGAAUUACCAUUGAGAAGCAUUGAGCAGAGAUAUUUGGAAGUUAUGAAGAGACUGCAAUUUGAUACGUUUGAAAUGAUAACGGAGAAUCCAGACGGUGGUGGAUAUAAAUUUGCCGUUUCCUAUCAUUUUGAAUCAAAUAUGAGAGCAACCGGUGAACGAAGUCACCCAACGAGAGUCAAGAGACUGGCACAAGAGGCUGUCACUCUUUCUACAGCACUGCCACUUUCCUACAGUAGCAGCGUUUUUGUAAGAUGUGAUACUGAUAGAUUAGAUGUCAUGAAGGUGCUAAUCACUGGACCAGCAGAAACUCCCUACGCCAAUGGCUGCUUUGAGUUUGAUGUUUAUUUCCCAGCGGAAUAUCCAAAUAGUCCAAUGAUGAUUAAUUUAGAAACGACUGGUUGUCGAACAGUUAGAUUUAAUCCAAAUCUUUAUAAUGAUGGAAAAGUGUGCCUCAGUGUAUUAAAUACUUGGCACGGUCGUCCUGAAGAAAAAUGGAACGCUCACACUAGCAGUUUUCUCCAGGUUUUAGUAUCAAUUCAAUCCCUGAUUCUGGUUUCGGAACCGUAUUUCAAUGAACCAGGAUACGAGCGCUCUCGGGGAACUCCUAGUGGCGCUCAAUCUAGUCAAGAGUAUAAUGCUAAUAUUUGCCAAGCCACUGCGAAAUGGGCAAUGCUUGACCAAAUACGAAAUCCAUGUCCUUGUUUUAAAGAGGUAAUUCACACGCAUUUCUGGCUUAAGAGGCAUGAAAUUGUCGCACAAAUCGAAGGAUGGAUACGAGAUAUGGAAAUGCAUGGGGCAGAUCGAAGGUCAGGCAGAACCAUUUCCCUCAAUGCUUUAGCUCUAAGGCGACAUUAUAGGCUAUUGCGAGAAGAGCUAAAUAAACUGCCAACGCCGGAUGGACUUGAGGAUUUAGUUGAACCAUUGCCAUCGCCCGGCUCACCAAUUGAACUCUCAGGCACACCCGGUACGCCAAGUUCGCCACCAUCGUCAGUUGUUGUUCAAUCAACAGCAACGAUAAACGCACCUCACAAUAAUCCAAUUGCCUCCAUCAGUAAUGCCGCCGCCGCUGCCGCAAAUCUUGUACAUCACGAGAUUGACACCGACGUCGAAAUGGAGAAAAUGGUUUCCAAAGUGUGCGAAUAGCUAAUGAGUGUUAGUUGAUCAUGAUAAUUGAGAUUGUUGGACAUUUUAAAAAGUCUAUUUACUAGUGUUUUUAUCCGACGAGAUGGUUAUUUAUUUUAUUUUCCUUUUUUUUUUUUUUUUUUUCUUUUUUUUAAUCCUCCCCGCCAAAAAUUUAUUUUCCCGAAAGUAAAUUUCAAAUCGUCGAAAAAAAAAAACCCCCCUCAAAAAAAGAAAGAAACCAAAAUUGACUACGAAUUUGUAAAAAAAAAAAAAAAAAUUGGGAAUUUUAUUUACAGAUGAGAAGAAAAAUGUGUGUGAUUUUUUAUUGACACUGAGUUUUUAAUUUUCAAACGAGUGUGUUAUUAUUAUUAUUCUGUAAAAUCGACUGACGAGAAAAAAAAGGAAAGAGGCAAAGAAAAAAAAUGUGAUGAAUGUUGCUGCAUGAGAGAAUGUGAUUUAGUUUUCUUUUUUUUUUAUUUUUCUUUAGAUUAAUCGCGAUUUAUUCUCUUUCGCUAAAAUUUUUCAUAAAAAAGAAAAAAUAUGACUAGAGCGAAAUUCAUCUUUUUCUUUCAAUGUGUCGAGAAUAUUUUCUUUCUUUUUUUUUUGUUUUUAUUCGCACCUUGAUCACGAAAUUAAUUUUCCUCUUUUUUGAAAUUUUUAUCUCUAUUUUUCCCUUUUUUUUUCUAUUUUUCAAAUUUUAUUUCCGUUUUAUUUCUUAUUAUUUCUCAUUUUUUUAAAUUUCUUUUUAUUUUCUUUUUUUUUUAUUUUAAUUUCCAUUUUAUUUGUAUUAAUUUCGUUUGUUUUUUUCUCCCAUUUUAUUGAAAGUGAUCUCGGUACGAAAUUCCGAUUUUUUUUUUUAAAAAAAAGAAAGAAAAUUGUAUUUUUUUUAAAAAAAUUUCUAGAUACGUUUUGUAUUUGUUUUCUUCUAAUUACAAAAAUGCGCUAAUCAAAAAAAAAAAAAAAAUCUCAAAGAUCCUUUUCGUAUUCAUUUUUUUUUUUUAAAGACGAAAAGAUCGAGUCAAUUAAAAACUAGCGAAAACAAAAAUAGAAAAAUUAAUUACUCGAAGUAAUUAAUUUUCAAUGACUUUUUUUUUCUGUAAGACAAAAUUUGUGUUAAAAUCUUUCUCCUUAUUAUUUUUUUUUUGUACUUUUUCUUUUAAAAAGAAUUUAAUGUUCGUUUUUGUUGCGCGGAAAUUUUGUUUUAACAAAAAUCAAGAUGAAAAAUUUAAGCGCCUUUUUUUUUUUUUUUUUCUUUUAAUCUAUUAAUAAUAUAUAUGUAAUCUUUUUUUUCCAAUUUCUAUUUUUUUAAUUUCUCAAAAAGAAAUUUGAUUUUUUUUUUUUUUGUAAUUUUUGUUAUUUAACGAGUGUUUCAGAGAAAAAAAAAAAAAAGAAAAAAAAAUGGAAAAAGUGCAUUCAAUGUAGAUAGUGUGUGAUUUAUUUAGUUAUAUAUAUAUAAAUAUACGCGACGAUUGUGAGAGCGCCAUUUACCGUUAAAAUACAAAAAAAAAAAAAAACAAAAACAAAGGAAACAAAAAACCGAUUACUGUAAAUAAUCUUUAAUAAGUAAAUCGUAUUUCACACACAUACACAAACACGAGAGCAGUAAAUAUGCAUAGAUAUGUGUUUAUAAUUAAAAAAAAAAAAGUAAAACUGCAAGAAUGCUCCAAUUUAAAAAAAAGAGUAUUGUAUUUGACGCAUGAACUCCGGUUUAAAAAAAAAAACGAUUAUGAUGAUGAUGAACGAUGUGACGUGAUUUAAAUGCUUGAAGAACGGAGAAAACUAUGUUAAUAAUUAAUUAUUUAUAAUAAACUAUUAUCACGCA